Apus apus (common swift) is the source of this 761-nucleotide messenger RNA. It is a transcript of the gene EXOSC5, whose product is annotated as exosome component 5. NCBI's taxonomy places the organism in Eukaryota, Metazoa, Chordata, Aves, Apodiformes, Apodidae. Gene Ontology annotation, cellular component: nucleolus; cytoplasmic exosome (RNase complex); nuclear exosome (RNase complex). The coding region runs from base 12 to 662 and encodes 216 amino acids. Gene Ontology annotation, biological process: U4 snRNA 3'-end processing; poly(A)-dependent snoRNA 3'-end processing; nuclear mRNA surveillance. The record is from RefSeq and is a predicted model, not a curated record. The transcript has 6 exons.
AGGGGGAGAGGAUGGCGGGGGGCGGCGGGUGCUGCUUGCGGCCCUUCUCCUGCGAGCAGGGGCUGCUCUCGCGGCCGGACGGCUCGGCCGCCUUCCUGCAGGGUGACACGUCGGUGCUGGCCGGGCUCUACGGCCCUGCGGAGGUGAAGGGCAGCAAGGAGCUGCCGGACCGGGCGGCGCUGGAGGUGCUGCUGCGCCCCAAGGUGGGGCUGCCAGGCGUGAUGGAGCGUAGCCGGGAGCAGCUCCUGCGGCGGACCUGCGAGACGGUGGUUUUGGGGGUGCUGCACCCCCGCACCGCCAUCACCCUGGUCCUGCAGGUGCUGAGCGAUGCCGGCUCCCUGCUCUCCUGCUGCCUGAACGCUGCCUGCAUGGGGCUGCUGGAUGCAGGGCUGCCCCUCACGUCCCUUUUCUGCGGUGUCACUUGUGCCCUCGACCCCCACGGUGCCAUCAUCCUUGAUCCCACGACCCGGCAGGAGCAGGAUGCCCGUGCUGUCCUCACUUUUGCGAUUGACAGCACUGAGAGGAAGGUGCUGACGGCCACCACCAGAGGCAGCUGCUCCGUGGAGGAGAUGCAGCAGUGCCUCGUGGCCGCCCAGCGCGCCGCCGACACCAUCUUCCAGUUCUAUCGUGACUCCGUCCGGCGAAAAUACUCCAAGUCCUGAUGCCAGGGACACCUCGGGGGCAGCUGGACUGUCCCGCGCCCCCCCCUCCCGCCGUGUGGCCUGGGGCCCCCCCAGUAAACAGUAAAGAAUCUUCCUAUU